This is a messenger RNA of Zerene cesonia (dogface butterfly), 793 nucleotides long. Its product is annotated as androgen-dependent TFPI-regulating protein-like. The transcript is spliced from 4 exons. The coding region runs from base 11 to 730 and encodes 239 amino acids. Lineage: Eukaryota; Metazoa; Arthropoda; Insecta; Lepidoptera; Pieridae. The record is from RefSeq and is a predicted model, not a curated record. Gene Ontology annotation, cellular component: membrane; endomembrane system.
AUCGUUCAAGAUGACAAACAAUAUAUUAUUAAAUAGCAGCUCGCAUAUAAACGCACGUAUACUGGUAUACGUGUUAGCGUUCCUACAUUUAGUAUUUGUGGCAGCAAAACUGUUAAGCAUAGAUUUCAGUGGCGCUGAGGACCCCCAACUGCAUCCGUACUCACGAAUGAAAUGGAAAUUGAUCACAACGUGGUUUAAUUUGGCUACGAUGGCGUAUCUAGUAAUCUGUAUAUAUUGCGAGUGGCAAGAGAAGAAAGGAAACAAAACAAAACUAGCACCUAUAAGACACUUAAUUUUUUCAAGCAUUAUUCUACCUACAACUGUCUUUGCUGAUAUUCUAUUUUGGCUGUUAUGGAGUAAAAACCGAGAACUAUUGAUGCCUUUAUCAACGGAUAUAUAUAUUCCACUUUGGGCACACCACAGUAUGCAUACCGUAUCCUUGGUUUUUGUUAUCUUUGAGCUAGUAUCAGUGCCUAGAAAGCGACCGGCAAGUUUGAAGAAAGGCAUCGCCAUUAUGAUUUCUUUCAUGACCCUGUAUGUACUCCUAUGCGUGGAGAGCUUACGUAAAGGUGAAUUUGUGUAUCCACUUCUAAGGACAUGGUGUAUCCAGAAAUUAUUUGUUUUAAUUAUCUUUACAUAUAUAUCUCACUUAUUCUAUUACACGAGUCAAUGGCUUAUAAUGGACAUAUUUUGGGGGUUUAUUCUCAAAGGUAAACAAAAUUUCAUGUAACCAUGAAUUUACGGUUUAUUUUAAUUUAAAUAUUAAUUGAAUUAAUAAACUAGAUAUAAUUUA